This is a messenger RNA of Dromiciops gliroides (monito del monte), 4316 nucleotides long. It is a transcript of the gene SYVN1, whose product is annotated as synoviolin 1. Lineage: Eukaryota; Metazoa; Chordata; Mammalia; Microbiotheria; Microbiotheriidae. The record is from RefSeq and is a predicted model, not a curated record. Gene Ontology annotation, cellular component: cytoplasm.
CAAAGAAAAGCCACAUGUCUUGCCCUCAGGUGUCUUCUCCUCAUUUCCUACAGUAAGUCUCCAGCAGGUAGCGUCAUUCCUAUCGUUACAAAAGUCAGUCCCUGCUUUCAGUGAGCUUAGAUUCUAAUGGGGAAGACACUGAGCAAACGGCUUUGUACAAACCCGAUCAAGGUCGGAUAAAUUGGAGAUCAAACGAUCUAGGCAUAUUGGGAAAGACUUCCUGUAGACCUCAGGAAGCCAGGGAGCUCAGGAGAUGAACUGAGGAGGAAAAUCAUUCCUUUUCAUCCGGGUCAAGCCGAGAAAAUGGCGUGGAGGAGCCAGAAGGUGGAGUGGAAGUGGGGAGCGGAGUAAGGAGAACGGAAAGAUGAGGGGGCUCUUUAUGAGCGGCUUGGAGCGCCUAACGGAGGCACUAGGGAGCCCCUGAAAUGUAUUCAGGAGUGGGGUGAUAGGAUCAGACCUGUGUUAUAGGAAAAUCACUGCUGGCUGAAUGCAAGAUGGAGGGGAGUAGGGAGGCCAAGCCCCCAGCAGCUUUUGCGGUGAUGAGGGCCUGUGGCGAGGUGGGGGCAGUGCUGGGGAGAGGAGGGAGCGUGACUGAGAGAUGCUGCAAAGGUGAACUCGUCAGGUCUUGGCCACAGCGAGGGGGAGAUGGUGAGGGAUCCAGGCUGACUUAGGUCGUGAGUCUGCGGGGCUGAGAGGAUGGUGGUGUACUGACCGCAGCCUUUUCCCACAGGACCCAUACUCGCUGAUUGACAGCCUAGGGCCUGGUGUUCAUUAUUCUCCAAUUUCCGGCCUUUGCUAAUCUUCAGUACCAGCCCCCUCAGUCUAACCAGAGUCCGGUCGACAUAGCAACCGCUAGCCGAGGCCAGCCAUUGGUUAGGCGAUCAUAGCUUUUGAUUGGUCCGAGUGGCUUUUUCUGGACCCAUUAAAAAAGAGCCCUCGGGCCGUCUCACUCCACAGACGCUGGGGGUGGGAUGGGGCUGGGGAGGGACAGUUUCCCGGCGGGAAGAUGCUGCGUGGCGCCUCCACCCCUGCUCCGCCAGGUUCUUAGGACUUUGGCCACUCCGUUCGCCUCUUCCCUCGGGUCCACGAGUGGGCGGGGCCCCUCUUGGGGCGGGGCCUCCGCUUGGCCGAGUUCGAGUGCGGGCUGCGGGGCGGUGGCGGCACUUACGGCUCCGGCUCCGCAGAAGUGGGUGUCAGAGGGCUCCCGCAGGGGAGCCCUGGGCACGGAAGUGACGUGUCCCCCGCCCGCAUUUCCGGCGUGGAGGGAGUGCGGCCUAAUGAGCUGGCGGAGGAGCCGUCGCUGUAGCCGCCGCCGCCCGGGGCCAGCGCGAGCUCGGGAGGCCCGGGCUUGGGGUCUCCCGGCCGGGGCCAUGUUCCGCACCGCCGUGAUGAUGGCCGCCAGCCUGGCGCUGACCGGGGCCGUGGUGGCCCACGCCUACUACCUCAAGCACCAGUUCUACCCCACCGUGGUCUACCUGACCAAGUCCAGCCCCAGCAUGGCCGUCCUGUACAUCCAGGCCUUCGUGCUCGUCUUUCUCCUGGGCAAGGUGAUGGGCAAGGUGUUCUUCGGCCAGCUGAGGGCCGCUGAGAUGGAGCACCUCCUGGAGCGCUCCUGGUACGCAGUGACCGAGACCUGCCUGGCCUUCACCGUCUUUCGGGACGACUUCAGCCCCCGGUUCGUGGCGCUCUUCACCCUCCUCCUCUUCCUCAAGUGUUUCCACUGGCUGGCCGAGGACCGGGUGGAUUUUAUGGAACGGAGCCCCAACAUCUCCUGGCUCUUUCACUGCCGCAUCGUCUCCCUCAUGCUCCUCCUGGGGGCCCUGGACUUCCUCUUCGUCAAUCAUGCCUAUCACAGCAUCCUGACCCGGGGGGCCUCCGUGCAGCUGGUCUUUGGCUUUGAGUACGCCAUCCUGAUGACGAUGGUCCUCACCAUCUUCAUCAAGUACGUGCUACACUCCAUCGACCUCCAGAAUGAGAACCCCUGGGACAACAAAGCGGUCUACAUGCUCUACACUGAGCUGUUCACAGGCUUCAUCAAGGUCCUGCUUUACAUGGCCUUCAUGACCAUCAUGAUCAAGGUGCACACCUUCCCACUCUUUGCCAUUCGGCCCAUGUACCUGGCCAUGAGACAGUUUAAGAAGGCAGUGACCGACGCCAUCAUGUCUCGCCGGGCCAUCCGCAACAUGAACACACUGUACCCGGAUGCCACGAUCGAAGAGCUCCAGGCCAUGGAUAACGUCUGCAUCAUCUGCAGGGAGGAGAUGGUGACGGGUGCCAAGAGGCUUCCCUGCAACCACAUCUUCCACACCAGCUGCCUGCGCUCCUGGUUCCAGCGGCAGCAAACCUGCCCCACUUGCCGCAUGGAUGUCUUGCGGGCCUCACUUCCUGUCCAGUCCCCACCCGCCCCAGAGCCUGCCGAGCAGGGCCCCCCCCCCUGCCCGCCCCAGCCCCCCAACUUUCCCCAAGGCCUCCUGCCUCCAUUUCCUCCGGGGAUGUUCCCCCUGUGGCCUCCCAUGGGCCCCUUCCCCCCCAUGCCUCCUCCCAGCAAUGCAGACGUUCCACCUGCCUCGCCGUCCACCUCAGCCAGCACCUCUCGGCCCACUGGGUCUGUCCCUGAGCCCGCUCCAGCUCCUGGCUUCCCCUUCCCUCCUCCCUGGAUGGGCAUGCCCCUGCCUCCCCCAUUCGGGUUCCCCCCCAUGCCAGUGCCCCCAGCAGGCUUUGCAGGCCUGACCACUGAGGAGCUGCAGGCCCUGGAGGGCCAUGAGAGGCAGCAUCUGGAAGCCCGGCUACAAAGCCUGAGAAAUAUCCAUACCCUGCUGGACGCUGCCAUGUUGCAGAUCAACCAGUAUCUCACUGUGCUGGCCUCCUUGGGCCCUCCCCGACCUCCUGCUCCUGCCAGUCCCACCGAGACGUCUACACCAGCGGCUGCAGCCUCCUCUUCCAGCAGCAUCCUCAGUUCUGAGGCGACGCCCCCCUCACCAGGAGCCUCCCCGCUCCCCCCUGAGCCGGUGCAGCAGCAGCCGGGUCCAUCUGCUGAGUCCAUUGGGGCUGAGGAACUAUCAGAAGAUGCGGAGCCUGAUGCGGUGGAGCUUCGCCGCCGCCGCCUGCAGAAGCUGGGAUCCCCUGCUUCUCAUUGACACUGCCCAACCUCAUCCCACUCCCCAACCUUGUGUUUUGACUGUGGUGCCCUCGUGCUCGGGUGAGAAGUGGAUCCCACCUCCCACCGCCAAGUGCCGUCUCCCCUCUCACCAGGCUUUGGAAAAGAACAUGAGGUUCCUAUGUCCUCCCAACUGGAAGAAAGGCCUGAUCCCCCACUCCUGCCACCUGGGAGCUCCCAAAUCCAGAUCAGGUGGCUUGGGCCGGAGGCCUGGUGGGUCAGUCUCCUUCCUGACCCUCACCCACCCCACCCCCAGCCUCCCUUAAUUCCAAGCAGACUUGGGGCUGCUGAGCCCUAUCUACUACUCUUGUUUGGGGGGCCCAGGAGAAGGGUGGACACUCUGAAGACACUCCCUCCGGAGCUGCAAAGUCCGGUUCAAAGUAGAGGGAGGAUCCCCUGUUCCCAGCAGUAUUAGCCCUAGCUCCCAGGGGCUCGAGGCCAGCUGGGCAUUGCCAGCCCCUACCUCGAGCAGUCCCUUUGUAGUAUCAGUAGUGCCCCAUUGCCCUCCCAUCCAUGUCUUACAGGUGACCCCAUCUCAGGAAAGUGAGUGCCUGGGGUUAGGCUGUCAAAGCCUCCUCUGGCUGGUGGUUGCCUGUGGGGGGGUCUGCCCGCUGGGCAGCUCUUUGGGAGUUCUCCCCCCAAGUGACGUGACGGGAUGUUGGAAGCACCUGGUUCUCUGGUGUAAUGAGACUGAGCCUGUUCUGUGGCCAAAAGCUCCUUCUCCUUACCCCCAGCUGGGACGGGAGGAGGCAGCCAGCCUCUAAACCAAACCGUCCCAGGGGGAAGUGCUCAGCUUUCUGAAGCUCUUUGAUUUGGGGGGUGGGGGGGGGGAGAUUUCUUGUUGCUGUCUUUUGGCUAAAACCCAACCCCAUAGCUUAUUUCAAAUGUAAACAAGCACCCACCACCCCAGCAGGGAGGUGAGGCACAGUUAGGCGUGGUUCUGCAGGGGUAGGGAGAUAAAGCCAGGACUAGGUCUAGCCUCACCCACGUUCCCCUCUUCCCCUUUGUUUCGUGUUACAAAAGUUGCUGGAGAGUUUCAGAUUAUUUAAUUUGUAAAUAUUGUACAAAUUUUAAUAGCUUCAAUUGUAUAUACGGCCAAGAUAAAAACUUGCAUUAAAGUUGGUGCCAGGUUGUGCCGUGGUACCCCUCCCCCUGGGAA